This is a messenger RNA of Micropterus dolomieu (smallmouth bass), 4546 nucleotides long. RefSeq names its product lysine-specific demethylase 9. The record is from RefSeq and is a predicted model, not a curated record. Gene Ontology annotation, cellular component: nucleus. Bases 50 to 2467 code for a protein of 805 amino acids. The transcript has 7 exons. NCBI's taxonomy places the organism in Eukaryota, Metazoa, Chordata, Actinopteri, Centrarchiformes, Centrarchidae.
ACCCACAGUUCCACGUUGUGCGCGUGCGCAACAGACUCUAAAUAUUGAAAUGAACUACAAAUUAACAUCAGAAGGACUACAUUUUUACCUGAACAUGCGCAGUAGGAAUCCCGAGACCUUUAAAUGUACUGUACGUGCAAAGAUGGCAGCGCAACUGGACUUGCUUCGUGCGAAAGUAGAAGGAGAAAAGCUAAGGGAUAGUCUUGAUAGAUUCAUUAAAGAGAAGAAAAAGAAGAAACGGGAUCUUUCGCUGUCAGGUGACAAACGGGAGAGAUGUGAAAAGGAAGCGAAGAAAGUGAAGCUCCAUCACCACCAACACGCUGAGCACCGGACCCACCAGCCGCAUCAGCUGCAGCAAAAUCCUAAACCCCACAACUUCAGCGCAGAUAAACAUGUCAUGCACAGCAACCACCACCACCAUCACCACAAUCACAGCCUCACCAACGGCACAAAGAAGAACCUGCAGCCGACUUUACCGCCUCCUCCUCCGGGGAAGGUACCAGAGCAGCUGCAGAAGAAGCGAGCGGUGCCCCCCGAGCCACCUGCGCUCUUCACUUUCACGCCUCUCAAAAUGGUCAAGGCCAAGCCCAAGGAUCUCAAAGAGAAGCAUAGGGAGAAAGACCUGAAACUGAAGCUCAAGAAGGAAAAUACCGAGGCAAAUGUGAAACACGCUGAACUGAAGAAAAAGAAGGAGCCAAGGCCCCACAAUGGAAAUGCCAAGUCUUUAACACUGGAGGAAUACCUCCUGAAGAAGAAAAAGAAGAAGAAGAAGCACCGCGAGGAGGAGCACAGUGCCAAGAAGGUCCGAUACGUGCACAACAAAGCUGUUCAGACUGUAUGUGCAGGGCUUGGAGCAGAUCUUACUCUGCCCAUACUCCCUGAUCUGUCACUGUCCGCCACCAUGAAGCAUGAAAGCAGUUACCAGCCUGGCGGAGACGCUAUCAACAACCACCAACCCUACCUCCAUGCUCUCAAACUGGGACAGGUCCCCUUCCUCUCCCACCAAGACCACUACAUCCGUAGUUCCUGCCUCCAAACAGGCACCUGGUGCGGACGCUUCAUGCAUGAGGAACAGCAAGCCAAUGGUGGAGGAUUAGUUCUGCAUGCCUAUGCUGAUGAGUUAGCUUGUCUAAGCCCGGCUGAGAUGGAGUGCUUUGCCCAGGAGUUUCUGGAGUUGGCCUUUGCUGAGAAGCCUAGAGGUGCAGCCUCCUAUGCCUUGACAGUGGUGCACAGUGCAGCCGCCUACCUACCUGACUUCUUGGACUACUUUGCCUUCAACUUCCCCAGCACACCGGUCAAAAUGGAGCUCCUGGGCAAGAAAGACAUUGAGACCACUACUAUUGCCAACUUUCACUCUCAGGUAUGUCAAAAGGUGAGCCGGACUUACUGUUCAGGAACGUACCGGUCUGGACCCAUGAGGCAGAUCAGCUUGGUGGGAGCGGUGGACGAGGAAGUUGGAGACUAUUUCCCAGAGUUCCUUGACAUGCUGGAGGAGUCACCCUUUCUCAAGAUGACCCUACCUUGGGGAACCCUAUCCAGUCUGAAGCUGGACUGUCGCUCUCAAAGUGACGAUGGGCCCAUCAUGUGGGUGCGACCAGGAGAACAAAUGGUACCCACUGCUGACAUGCCCAAGUCACCUUUCAAAAGACGCAGGUCCAUGAAUGAGAUAAAAAAUCUACACUACCUGCCGAGGGCCAGUGAACCCAGAGAGGUUCUGUUUGAGGACCGGACUAAGGCCCAUGCAGACCAUGUAGGCCAGAGUUUUGACUGGCAGAGCACUGCUGCGGUAGGGGUACUAAAGGCAGUGCACUUUGGAGAAUGGAAUAACCGACCUCGGAUAACCAAAGAUGUAGUUUGUUUCCAUGCUGGGGACUUCAAUGAAGUUGUCCAAAGGCUUCAGCUAGAUCUAUAUGAGCCCCCAGUGUCUCAGUGUGUGCAGUGGGUGGACGAUGCCAAGCUCAACCAGCUGAGGAGGGAAGGCAUCCGCUAUGUCCGUGUCCAGCUCUGCGACGAUGACAUUUACUUCAUCCCGAGGAACGUCAUCCACCAGUUCAAGACGGUGUCUGCAGUCUGCAGCCUGGCCUGGCACAUCCGCCUCAAACAGUACCAUCCAGAGGAGAAGGACAAGGAGGAGGAGCAGCGGCCCAAUGAUCUCAGCCCCACCUCAGGCCGAGUCUCUUUUUCCUCUCCUGCCAGGCCUGACGCCACCGUAACCCCCUGUGCACGACCACAGGGAGACAACGUCCAAGGUGGGGUGGCCAAGACUGACGAACCAGAGUUCCAGAGGCCCGCUACACCUCCCCAAGAGCCUCAGCCAGCCCCUCCACAACCCACCAAAUCUGCCCAUUUGCCCCCGACAUACAAGGUUUCCCACCUUUCCUUGGAGCCAGUCCACUCUGGAUGUACACCUUCAAAAGAGCCCACCCUUCCAAAAGCUCUCAGCAACACUUCACACUUCCGUAAAUGACCCCCACACCACCAACAGUCUCUCUUUCUGCCCACUGUGGGAGGAGUGUAUGUUAAGGAAUUGAAGACUAAAACAGACCUCUGUGUCAAUCAGGAAGCUUUUCAAAUUAAAUUAUUCUUCACACUUUUUAAAUCUUUAAAUGUUGGUGAAAAUGUUCCCAGAUGUUUUUUUUUUUUUCCAGCCAAAGCAUACUAUUUAAUGGGACUACGUACCACAUUUUGCUAUUUUUUAUGUGAUUGAAACUAAACUGGAACUCUCUACUGUCAAAAGGCGUGUAUCAUGUAAAGAAUUGACAAUAUAAGUUGCCAUACUUUCAUUUUAUUUUAUUUUUAAUUUAUGUUCAAGGCUCAGCUGUUUCUGUUUUUUGGCAGAGGUUUGUCAUUGAAGGAUGAAGUUUGUGGCACUCAUGUGCAGGUGGAAUAAUUGUUAAGUAUCGUGAUGGAAGCAUGAUACUGACAUUAUAUUCAUUUCAGUGACAUAUGCUUAUAUACUAACCUUACCCAGAAGCUACAUUUGACUCUGUUUCAUAGAUUCAGGACACUGUCUGUAAAAAUGGGCCUUUGCUAUUUAAAUCAAAUACUCUGCUCAUAUUGGAUUUCCUGAGUUGGUCACAGCCAGUAAACAAAGAAUAAUCAAAAUGAGUAGUAUUUUGUUUUGAAAAACAACUUUAAAUAUUUCUUUUAAAUUGAAAAGACACAUUUAGGGGCAUAUACUUAUCUUAUUAAACUUCAAGAACUUAAAACUUUUUUGUCACCUUCAUAAGUUGCGAUUUGUUAUUAAAUGCAAUUUUACACAGCACCCUUUUUCUUACUGUUGAUACUGUUUUUUAAUUAUAUUUAUUUUGUCAAGAUUGAGCUCAACAUAUGAACACAGGCUUGUAACCUGGGAUGAAUAUUUAAUAUUAUUAUCUAAGUAUAGGAGCGCCUCUAAAUGAUGAAGGAAUUACGGCUAUUGCAGUUAGCAAUAAUUGUCUGAAUCUUUUCUUCAGGUGUGGAGCAUGUCUUCAGAAAUUGAUAUGUAAAUAUUAUAUUAUUGUUGUAGCUGGGAAUAUGUGAACCUUGUCAGUACACUCAAGUCAUUUUUCAUUUUAUUUAAAUUCAUUCUCACCUUUAGUUUUAGCUGGUAAUGUCACUGGGUUGAUGAGGGCACUGGUCUAGAGGGUUCUGUGCUUGUGUCCACUCUCCUCAGUGCAAUUGUGUGAAUUUAUACUGCAAAUGCUGAUUGUUUUUUUUCUCAUAGUUCCAGCAAAGUCUGGAAUAAUGAGGCCUCGUACAAAAUGAUCCAAGACUGAACAUGUAAAUGGUUUGCAAUGUGACAGAUGGAAGUGUAUUUCACAUUUCUUUCAAAAUAAUGUGUCCUAAAGUAUCUUAAAGGUUUCUGAUCAGAGUACAGGAUUUACAGUUCUACUGAACCUCACAGAGGCCUUCAUUCUGUAGUCUUCUACAAGCAGUCUUCUAUAAAGGAAGUGAUGGUGUUCUACCACUGACUACAUCUUAGUGCCUUGUACUGUACACGGUUAGCCUCAUUUAAAACUGUGAGGUGUGUUUGUUAAGGAGUAGAAUGGUAAAAUGGGGAUUGGCAAAGCAGUCCUUGUGUAUAUUGUUUUUGUUUUGUUUUUCUAUUUAUAAGAAAUGUUUCUCAUUGCUUUUUGAGUUCUACAUCUGCAUGUCACCUAGGGGCAAACAAUUACAACAUCGUAGAGUUAUUGAAAAUUAUGCCUUUUAUCCACACUAGAUCAUAUUCAGGAAGACGAAUGGUUACUUUGUUAUGUCAGAAAUAUGGCUGUCAUACGUUCUUGACUUACUAGCUCAAUGUAGAAAUAAAUUGACAGUUAAAAUACUGUCACAUCAGCCUUUUGUCAUAUUUGUUGUGAUGCUGUGUAUUCUAGAAGCAAUGAUUGCUGUUGUUAAUGUUUGUAUUGAGAAGUUUUUACUACUUUUUGUCAGUUUUCUGGGUGAAAAGUUAAAAGACCGUAGAGAUCUGGUACCGAUAUGAUUCAGUCUUUGUUAAGUAGAAGGAAAAACACAAUGAGAAUGAAUAGACUUUCUAUAUUUUUUUAAUAAAUAAUUUUGUGUGAAA